Pteronotus mesoamericanus is the source of this 1383-nucleotide messenger RNA. RefSeq names its product protein phosphatase 1 catalytic subunit alpha (gene PPP1CA). Bases 75 to 1067 code for a protein of 330 amino acids. The transcript has 7 exons. Gene Ontology annotation, molecular function: protein serine/threonine phosphatase activity. NCBI's taxonomy places the organism in Eukaryota, Metazoa, Chordata, Mammalia, Chiroptera, Mormoopidae. The record is from RefSeq and is a predicted model, not a curated record. Gene Ontology annotation, cellular component: cytoplasm; nucleus.
GGCCGGAAGGAGGCGGCGGAGGGCGGGAGGCAAGAGCGGGUCCGGAGCUGCUGGGCCGGAGCGGCGGAGCCGCCAUGUCCGACAGCGAGAAGCUCAACCUGGACUCUAUCAUCGGGCGCCUGCUGGAAGUGCAGGGCUCGCGGCCUGGAAAGAAUGUACAGCUGACAGAGAACGAGAUCCGUGGUCUGUGCCUCAAAUCCCGUGAGAUUUUCUUGAGCCAGCCCAUUCUUCUGGAGCUGGAGGCACCCCUCAAGAUCUGCGGUGAUAUCCAUGGCCAGUACUACGACCUUCUGCGGCUGUUCGAAUAUGGGGGCUUCCCUCCAGAGAGCAACUACCUCUUCCUGGGGGACUAUGUAGACCGGGGCAAGCAGUCGCUGGAAACCAUCUGCCUGCUGCUGGCCUAUAAGAUCAAGUAUCCCGAGAAUUUCUUCCUGCUCCGUGGGAACCACGAGUGUGCCAGCAUCAACCGCAUCUAUGGCUUCUAUGAUGAGUGCAAGAGACGCUACAACAUUAAACUGUGGAAAACCUUCACCGACUGCUUCAACUGCCUGCCGAUCGCUGCCAUUGUGGACGAGAAGAUCUUCUGCUGCCAUGGAGGCCUGUCCCCAGACCUGCAGUCCAUGGAGCAGAUUCGGCGUAUCAUGCGGCCCACAGAUGUGCCCGACCAGGGGCUAUUAUGUGACCUGCUGUGGUCUGACCCUGACAAGGAUGUGCAGGGCUGGGGCGAGAACGACCGUGGUGUCUCCUUUACCUUUGGAGCUGAGGUGGUGGCCAAGUUUCUGCACAAGCAUGACUUGGACCUCAUCUGUCGGGCACACCAGGUGGUAGAAGAUGGCUAUGAGUUCUUUGCCAAGCGGCAGCUGGUGACACUCUUUUCAGCUCCCAACUACUGUGGCGAGUUUGACAAUGCAGGCGCCAUGAUGAGUGUGGACGAGACACUCAUGUGCUCUUUCCAGAUCCUCAAGCCCGCCGACAAGAACAAGGGGAAAUACGGGCAGUUCAGUGGCCUGAACCCUGGUGGCCGGCCCAUCACCCCACCCCGGAACUCCGCCAAAGCCAAGAAAUAGUGAUCACGAGCCCGCCCUCUGCCCCAGAUGGUGGAUUGUACAGAAACCACGUAGCCAUGGGGGGUCAUGCUGGCCUCCCAGCCCUGCUAAUCACAGGGACACGGAGCCUUGGUGUACUUUUUUUUUUCUUUUUUUAAAUGAAUCAAUAGCAGCGUCCAGUCCUCCAGGGCUCCCUCUGCCUGUGCCUUGGUGGCUACAGGCAGGAUCCUGGGGCUGAGGCUGCAGCUCAGGGCAAAGCAGGGCCAGAUUGUGGGUCUCCAGCCUUGCUUGGCCUCAGGGCUGGCAGCUGCAUCCCGAACAACCCAUCUGGUCUCUU